ACGAGCUCCGCCUACCAAAUUAACAUUCCACCAAUCAGCGCAAAGAACGUCUGAGAGUCAAGCAGCAUCAAUUUGAUGCUAUAAUUCCCGGCAAAUUAUGCAUAAAAUCGGAAUUUGGAUGUACUAUUUAAUCAAACAUGAUCACAAGUUUAUGACGUUAUCACCGAUAGAGAAAGGAAAUCUACAAAUUCAAUACUUAUAUUUUUACUGUAAUAAUCUAUAAUGUGUCGGCUGGACUAAAAGGUACAAAAAGGAACUUUUGGCUUCUAUGCGUUGUGUGUAUAUUAGUAUAUUUAUUUGUGUGAACUCUCCAGAUAGUAGAAUAUCGGUCAGUUUACUAUAGGGAACGCGAAAUAAUAAACAACAUGGAAACUGCUACAAACCUUGUCGAUAGUAAGGACAUUUCUACAAAUCUCCAAGUGCUGCAAGACGUAGGAGGAAAAAUUAUUCCGAAAGCCGAACCCGAAGCUUGUGACAAUGAAGCAUCAUCCGAUGACGACGAAGAUGACUCUUCCGAGGAAACACCGACUACAACGACCACCGAAGAACCGAAUCAGAAGGACACCAAAAAGGCAGGAGUCGGUGUCAGACGACAGGAAAAACCUCCGUAUUCUUACAUCGCCUUAAUAGUAAUGGCGAUACAAGCGACACCAAACAAACGAUGCACCCUAAGUGAAAUAUAUAAUUUUCUACAACAAAGAUUUCCAUUUUUCAGAGGUGCAUACCAGGGAUGGAAAAACUCAGUUCGACAUAACCUUUCUUUGAAUGAGUGUUUCAUUAAAUUACCAAAGGGACUGGGCAGGCCCGGAAAAGGACAUUAUUGGACCAUUGAUCCUGCCGCAGAAUUUAUGUUUGAGGAGGGUUCUUUCCGGCGUCGCCCAAGAGGAUUCCGUAGAAAGUGUCAGGCCUUAAAACCCUUCGGAAUGAUUGGAAUGAAUGGGGUGACGCCAACUGGGACCCCAAUGUUAGGACCACAUUAUGACUUCUUUCAAAAUACUAACAUGAAUUCAAUGAACAUGCAAUGUGCUGUGAACUCUUCUCAACCGUAUGACACUUCGGGAAUGAUGACAUCACAACCAACAGGACUUCAUCCAUCUACUUAUUCCACUGUCCAGCAGUAUAACCAAAACUGUAGCUUUAAUCUACCUGCAAGUGGACGAUUUGGGUCCAGUUGUGCCAUGUCCGGACUUGAGGGGGAUUAUGUUCAGGGUGGUCCUGCUAGUAACCUCCCACUUUAUGACAGAGACCAUAACAUGCAGGGACUUUCCAUGGCGUGGACAACACAACGUUUUCCGAAGCAGCAGCCACUCAGUCCAGCAGGAAGCACGGGUUCUGUUCCCAGUAUAUCCCCAUCCGGUUCCGGGGAGCCUACGUCAUACGUCACAAACACAUUAACGACAUCAGAACCCAUGGAUUUAGCACUUGCAGGUAUGCGACUUCAAGCACCUUCCUAUAGUCAGAAUACGUCAUGUGACCGGAAGCCGUAUUUUGGACAUUAUGGAACCAAUCCCAUGAAUAACGCUUUACAUCAUGCAUCUUAUUAUACUGAAAAAUGUGUCAUGUGAUAUUUUCGCUUGGAUAACCAAAGACGGCAGGUUUUAUUUGCUCAGAAAACUAUUCGUUAUCUUAUUUUAAGACAUGGAAAGUAAAAGUUUCAAAAGUAUAUUUUAUAUUUUACGGCUUAAAUUGUAUU
Saccostrea cuccullata (small rock oyster) is the source of this 1693-nucleotide messenger RNA. Its product is annotated as forkhead box protein F1-B-like. Gene Ontology annotation, biological process: animal organ morphogenesis; regulation of transcription by RNA polymerase II. The transcript is spliced from 2 exons. Gene Ontology annotation, molecular function: DNA-binding transcription factor activity, RNA polymerase II-specific; RNA polymerase II cis-regulatory region sequence-specific DNA binding. Gene Ontology annotation, cellular component: nucleus. NCBI's taxonomy places the organism in Eukaryota, Metazoa, Mollusca, Bivalvia, Ostreida, Ostreidae. The coding region runs from base 366 to 1565 and encodes 399 amino acids. The record is from RefSeq and is a predicted model, not a curated record.